GUGUAAUAAAAUUUUGCUUACAAUUUUUUUGUUUUUCAGGUUCAUUUGCCACUGCAACGUGUACUGUUUGUGGCUAUAGGGUCGAUUCAUCUGUCAUAAAAGAUGACAUUUUUAGUCAAAGAAUCCCUUAUUGUCCCAUUUGCCCUGCGGAAGCUGGAUAUCGAGGUAUAAUGAAACCAGAUAUUGUUUUCUUUGGAGAAGGUCUAUCGGAUGAAUUUCAUGAAGCAUUAGCUAAUGAUAAAGAUGUUUGUGAUCUACUCAUCGUAAUGGGAUCAUCGCUCAAAGUCCGACCGGUUGCAAUGAUUCCCAGUUCAAUACCAACAAAUGUCCCACAGAUUUUAAUAAACAGAGAACCUUUGAAGCAUCUAACAUUUGAUAUUGAACUUCUGGGAGAUUGUGAUGUUAUUAUAGGAGAGAUUUGUCAUCGGCUAGAGACAGAGUGGGUGAUUGAUGAAGAUAUACCACGCUCGCAACUGAAAGAAAUUCCCAUUAGUGUUUCAUCUAAAAGGUCCGCUGUUGUUGCCAAUGAAGCAGUAUCUCUAGACUCUGCAGAAGUAAAUAAUAAUUUUGAAUCAUCGUCAUCACAAGCCGAAACAUACGAUCCAUCCAAUAUUCCUCCUAGUGAGGAAAGCAAUAGUUGUGAUUGUCGAGGUCUGUCGUCUAUUAAAUUAAGUGAUAGCGAAGAUGGGUCUAAUCAAGAACAACCUCCCAUUGAAACAAGUUCGAGUAAAAAAAAUGAGUCUGAUUUUGAAGAUGUCUAUGACAGUAAGCAUAUAUGGCCAACAAGUAGUAGAGAGAGUAUUUCAAAGCGUUUACCAGAUGACAGUUAUUUAUAUUUCCCGCCAAGUCGUUACAUUUUCAAAGGUGCAGAAGUUUAUAGAGAUGGUGAGGAUGAUGACUGUUGUAGUACACCUACUGAUUAUUCAUCAGACUGUGGGUCUCCACAGAGACCCCCUUUAGAUGACAGUACUGGAGAUAUUAGCAAUGAAAUAUCAUCACCACAUUUUCCACCCGUUCGGCCCGUUGCCGAACAGGCACACACCGCAGAUGAGAGCUCUGCAAAAUCUGAACAGCAAGAAGAAAGUCCGAAGACGUAAAUCUUUAAUUUUGUUUUGAAAUAAAUGAAUAAAUAUAUAUAGCACAUACAAUUGCUACUGUUUCAUUGUAAUGUUUCUAAUUCUAUCUGUAAAAUGUAGCCAAAAACACAUUGUAAAUGAUUAUUUCUGUGUUCUUACUUUUAAAAUGUAGAUGCUGAAUGGUUUUAACUAUCUUUGGUGAACUAUUGAAAAUAUGUUGAUGUUAUUUAAUGCAAAUGAUCUGUCCAUACAUGUUCAAGAUACAUUUCUCUGAAAAGAUUUUAAGUGAUAAAAAUACUUUGUAAAAAAAUAAAAAGAAAGAAAAUGUCAUUCACAAUACAUAAAGUAACAUUAAUUGGAGAAGUAAAGUUGCAUUGUUUGUUAAAUGUGCUUUUCUCCCAUUAAAUUAAUUCCAACAGCACACUUAAGACUGAACGUUAUCGAGUUAUUUUGAGCCAGUGAUUGUCAUUUAUUAUAUAAAUAAUACGAAAUAGCAUGUAUGACUUGACUUGUUUGAGAAAACGUAGGACAAUCAUUUUAGACUCUUAUUGUGGAAGAGGCGAGAAGAGAGUGUAAAUACAGUACUUUAUUCUGCUUCACUUGUCUUCAGAAUAUUUAACGUGCAAUUGUGUAAUUAUUUUUUACUAUUUUACUGUUUUUGUAUGUAAACUUUCCUGUUCACUGAAUUUUUUUUAUAGUCACCUAAAGCUUCAUUCUCAAUUAUUUCAUGUUUUAUAUAAAUAUUCAUUUGUUUUUUAAGUAUUAUCCAUGGUGUUAUAUAUUUGUUGAUGUCUAGUUUAAUUACUUGUAUUCAAGUGAAUCCCUUAUUCUAAAAUAUGUAAAGAUAUUAAAUAUUUAUUGGUAUAAUUAGUUGUAUUAAAAUGCCUUUUUGCUCCACCCAAUAUUAUGAUAAUUUUUUUUUUUUUUUUUUUUUUUUUUUUUUGCAUUAGAUACAAAUGCCUAAGAUUUACUUCAAUUCUUGUCUGGUUUUACAGUAGUGCAUGUAGUUAAACAAAUUUGAGUUUUAAAUGUUAUGACAUUUAUAUAUGUGCAUUUGAUUGAUGAUCUGCUUGCAUAUUUAUGAGUGUGCUUAUUUUAGAGGCUUCUAAACGGGAAAGAGUAAUCAAAGUAACCUAUAUUUAAUAUAUGAAAUGCCUGAUCCAGAUCUAUAAAACAUGAAUGCAUUGUGCCAAAUUUUUUUUUACAGAUUUUAUUAGUCAAAAUUUUUAACUUUUAUAAUUUCCUAUAUUUAUUAGUUUUUUUUAAUGAAUAGAUACACUUUGCAUAUUUCCAAACAAAUUGCAUUUUUCCAAAUGAAGUUUUAAAAAUGUAAUUAGCAUUCUGCAUUUUGCAAAACGUAUUAGCAUAUAUUUGAUUUGCUAUCUUUCAUUUCAAUGCUUUUACAGUAUUGCAGCCUCUGAAGAUAUAUGAACUAGUAUCUCCCUUAUUUUUAACCUCUUCCUGUGAUUGUUAGAUACUGGGGACCAAGCAUAAUGUUAUUUUUGAAAUUUGCUUUGUGAAAAUUUUAAGCAUACUUUUAAAAGUCCACUGAACUGAUUCAUAAAUUGUAACAUGGGUAAAGAUGAAAUUAUUGUGUUACAGUGUCUUGAUAUUUACCUUAAAUGAAUUUAUUUGUUGUAAUUCUAUCCUGUUUUCUAUUUAGCUCACAUAUUUAGUAUAAUUUAAAAUUUUUUCAUAGUGCAUCAACUUCCUCUUUGUUUGUCACCAAAUUAUUUUGUGAUUUAAAAGCUCUCUAAAAUCCAUUAGAUUUUCAUUAUCAUUAUGAAAUAAAUCUUCUGUGUAACAAAAGCUAAAAACUGUGGGCACUUGAAUGCUUUUCUGUGAAAUACAUUACUAUUUGUAAGAAUGUAAUGUUCUUUUUAUUGAAGUUUGACACAUAAUACAAUCUAUAAAAGCUUUUCAAAUUCUUGAUUACUGACUUAAAUUUCUUAAGGUAGUUAUAUAAAAUUAUUCCAACUCCACAGGUAUCUCAUUUUUCAAUUUUUUUUUUUUAUGCUUCUGAUAUGUAAUGACUAUUUAAGAAAAUAUUUACAGAAUGAUGUAUAAUCUGAAUUCUUAUUUUCCGAUUUAAAUUGACUGUGAGAAAACUCAUGCAAAGUAAUUCCGUGCACCUUCUAUAUAUGGAUCUGGACAGUAUAUAUGCAAUUUUAAUUUUUUGAGUCAGCAAUUAAGUGAUCUACAUUUGUUGGAUAUUUUUGUAAAUCAUGUCAUAAAAUGUAGAAGACUGCUCUAUGGUUUUAUCAGUGUUGUACAUAAGCUUUCUUCUCCAAUCUUUUUUAUUUUUUUUUUUUUUUUCUUUAAGUUUCAUUUGUAAUGUAUAAACUAGCAUUUUUGCUGCUAUUUGCUGCAUGUGACUUUUGAAUUAGUGUUAAUGUGUAAAUAAUUUUUUAAAGAUAAUGAAGUUCAGAGUGAGAGGACAUUUAGAGAAAUAACUCUGUAGGUCCUUUGUAAAGUUUCUUUUUCUUUCCUCUCGCAGCGAACGUUGAGAAUGAGAGAUUUUUCUUCAUCAUAUGUAAAAUAAGGUUUUUAAUUAUGUUAAAAAGAUGGAAAAACUCUGAAGGUUGUGCAAUAUAUUAAAUUAUAUUCUAUUAACGCACGCACUCUUUUUGAAAUAAGUAUUUUUUAUGAAAGAGCAGCAGAUUAAAAAUGACAUGCACAAGAAUUUAGCAACUUGCUAGUUUUAUGUAUAUUAAGAGUAAAUAUUUUUUGUGUUUUGUUUUGAUAGCAUUUUGUUUUUAUGUUAUUUAUUGAACAAGUUAAUGAUAAUAUUUUGAAUUGGUAACCGAAAUGUUUUUAUUUUAACAUAUAAAUUUUAGAAAUAUUUUUGGCUUUUUUCAUAAAUCAGUAAAUUCAAAUGUUCUGUAUAAUUUUUUCAGUGUUUCAGUUUUGUGUUUCUGUUAUAAAUAAAUGUACUUACAAAUA
This is a messenger RNA of Stegodyphus dumicola, 4019 nucleotides long. Its product is annotated as NAD-dependent protein deacetylase sirtuin-1-like. The record is from RefSeq and is a predicted model, not a curated record. Lineage: Eukaryota; Metazoa; Arthropoda; Arachnida; Araneae; Eresidae. Gene Ontology annotation, biological process: negative regulation of DNA-templated transcription. Gene Ontology annotation, molecular function: transcription corepressor activity; NAD+ binding; histone deacetylase activity, NAD-dependent. Gene Ontology annotation, cellular component: nuclear inner membrane; nucleus; nucleoplasm.